AUGACUGCCUCCCUCGCCGGCAAGGCCCUGGGCAGCAAGGGCAGACAGAUGCCCACGACUGUCUCCCGUGCUACGAAACCCGUGUCCGGCAUCGAGGCUACCCUCACCCUUCGCGACGGUCCCAUUUUCCGUGGCACUGCCUUCGGAGCCAACUCCAACAUAUCAGGCGAGGCCGUGUUCACCACCUCCCUCGUGGGAUACCCCGAGUCCAUGACCGAUCCUUCGUACCGUGGCCAGAUUCUGGUCUUCACACAACCCUUGAUCGGUAACUACGGUGUUCCAUCAAACAAGCGCGACGAGUGGAACCUGUUAAAGUACUUCGAGUCACCCCACAUACAGUGUGCCGGGGUGGUGGUCGCCGACGUCGCUGAGCAGUACAGUCAUUGGACUGCUGUGGAGAGUCUUGGAGAAUGGUGUGCGCGGGAGGGUAUUCCUGCCAUCUCUGGCGUAGAUACUCGCGCCAUUGUCACCCAUCUCCGUGAGCAGGGUUCCUCUCUCGCCAGAAUCUCUAUUGGUGACGAGUACGAUGCCGAUGAAGAUGAGAGCUAUGUCGACCCUGGCCAGAUCAACCUGGUCAAAAGGGUUAGCACUAAAGCUCCCUUCGUUGUUGAGGCUCAAAACCCCAAGUACCACAUUGCCUUGAUCGACUGUGGUGUCAAGGAGAACAUAUUGCGCAGUUUGGUUAGCCGCGGCGCUAGCGUAACAGUCUUCCCGUACAAUUUCAAAAUCCAGAAGGUGGCCGACAACUAUGAUGGUGUCUUCAUCUCCAACGGCCCUGGUGACCCCACCCAUUGCCAGGAGACGGUCCACAACCUCCGGGUCCUCAUGGAGACUUCUCAGGUACCUGUUAUGGGUAUUUGCUUGGGUCACCAACUGCUCGCCCUAGCUAUUGGAGCCCGCACCAUCAAACUCAAGUAUGGUAACCGGGCUCACAACAUUCCUGCGUUGGAUAUGACAACCGGCCAAUGCCACAUAACCAGCCAAAACCACGGUUACGCUGUCGACUCUAGCACUCUGCCCCCUGACUGGAAGGAGUACUUUGUGAACCUUAACGACGGAAGCAACGAGGGUAUGCGCCACACUUCACGACCUAUCUUCUCAACCCAAUUCCACCCCGAAGCCAAGGGUGGACCGAUGGACAGCUCCUACCUCUUCGACAUGUACAUCCAGGAUGUCAUGACAUUCAAGGCCGCCCAAGAGGUCUACAAGGACAACCGUCCAUCCCAGUUUAUGCUCGACAUUCUGAGCAAGGAACGAGUAGGAGUUCAGCCCGAACCUUUGGCAACUUCUGCUUAA
This is a messenger RNA of Pseudomassariella vexata, 1296 nucleotides long. Its product is annotated as carbamoyl-phosphate synthase. Gene Ontology annotation, molecular function: carbamoyl-phosphate synthase (glutamine-hydrolyzing) activity. Gene Ontology annotation, cellular component: cytoplasm; carbamoyl-phosphate synthase complex. The transcript is spliced from 2 exons. The coding region runs from base 1 to 1296 and encodes 431 amino acids. Lineage: Eukaryota; Fungi; Ascomycota; Sordariomycetes; Amphisphaeriales; Pseudomassariaceae. Gene Ontology annotation, biological process: 'de novo' pyrimidine nucleobase biosynthetic process; L-arginine biosynthetic process; L-glutamine metabolic process. The record is from RefSeq and is a predicted model, not a curated record.